UCCAACCUUGCUCAAAACAGAUUGCUAAUUACCAAGAUAGAAAUCAAGCUAUGUGUCAUAGGUGCUUUCGCCGCAUAUGCAGCUAGAGUGGAGCAGAUUAUCUCCAAAUUCAACGCAUCCCUUAGAAUUCCAACAUGUCCCAUGCCCCCUAGAAGGUUCUACACCACUGCUGAGGUUGAUAAUUGUUAAUCAACCGCAUUUGUGUAAAACAUGAAUGAUGGGCUUGAUUACGUACAUGCGGCGCUCUAUACGUAAUUUGAAUAUCCCUUUGAUAGGUGACUACGCGAUGCAGUUCAUUCGCAUGUAUACAUCUCGUAGAUCCAACUGAGCUCGAUUCACGUCAAUAUCAUGCGGGUUUGGUAAGUCCAGUCCAUGGACCGACGCAAUUCCAAAACUUGAAGUGUGAUUAAAGUUGUCUACACCUGCGAGCUAGCCGCGGCCGCUCUUUCCUUCUACGACUUUGCAUGACUAAUCGUCACAUGACUGUCCACGUGCGCACGCACACAAUCGACCAUGCUUUCGCGCGGAGACGAACAGCAACACCACCGAUUCUCCCCUCUAGUCAUACUGCUGAGUAUCGGCUUGAGACACAAGAGAGUUCACAAAUAGCGUUUGCCCAGCCCACCGCCGCCAUGCAUCCCGAGAGAUCUGUUUUCGAUCGCCGACCAACGGAUACCAAAUUCCCCAACCAUACCCAUAACAGACUGGAAGAUGCAGACAAAGGACCAAAACUUGCUUCGUCUCUCAUGAAAAACCGUUACCCUCGAAGCGCAAUGUCGAAAAAGGCUGUUGCCGAACAGAACAUGAGAAGUCUGAACGCUUGGUACUACUCCAGAGGCAGCGAAGCGACACUAAAUCACACCCACGCCGUUGCUGAAGCAUCUGCAAGCACACACCACAUGUCACAGCACUCUGAUGCGAGUAUGAGACACUACUUGGAGGGAGAUGAUGAUACCUCUGUCUCUGAUUAUUAUAAUCCUUCAUACGACUCCGAUGUUGAUGGCUAUUACUCUGAUUAUCGCCACGACCCUGACAACGACCAUGGUUCUGAUAAUGACUAUGAAUCUGACAACGGAUGUCCCUAUGAAAAUGGCUCUGACCCUGAUUACGGAAACGACCCUGAUAACGGCUGCUCCUCAGACAAUGGCUAUGGCUCUGACAACGCAUAUGAUCCUCACAACGGGUAUGACCCUGAUAUCGGAUAUGGCUCAUAUAAUGGAUAUAGCUUUGAAGGAAGUGAUACUAAGAAUGACUUCCUUACUUCUGCUGAUGGUUCUGAGGCGGUACUUCUACAAGAAGUCUCUGCAGGCACCCAACGUCAUUCAACAGAACCUCAGCCGGAUGAGAAAAUAUGCGUUUCGCGCUGUAAAGGAAAUGGCUCACACGAUAUCGUAACUCUGAUUUGCGGAGACAACUACUGUGUGGGAUGUCUGGUAGCACUUUUUAUCGAGUCGCUUCUUCGCCCCGCUUUAUUUCCUCCACGUUGCCAUAACCACUGGAUACCCUUGGAACUCGUAGAAGUAUAUCUUUCAGAUGAACUGAUCUCCAAAUACGAUGCGGCUGUCAACGACUUUUAUACCACGAAAGAAGGCGGAACGCUAUGCAGCAACCCCAAAUGUCGCUUCUGGGUCCCACCGUACCGGUUUGUGAGCGUUGCCGGAAUACCCCAGGCCGUCUGUGAUAGAUGCCAGACGUUGACUUGCGGAAAUUGUGAGGGUCUAUACCAUGGCCGAUCAUCUUGUCAGAUCUGA
Periconia digitata is the source of this 1751-nucleotide messenger RNA. NCBI's taxonomy places the organism in Eukaryota, Fungi, Ascomycota, Dothideomycetes, Pleosporales, Periconiaceae. The record is from the annotation of a GenBank genome assembly.